This is a messenger RNA of Brassicogethes aeneus, 2778 nucleotides long. The record is from the annotation of a GenBank genome assembly. Lineage: Eukaryota; Metazoa; Arthropoda; Insecta; Coleoptera; Nitidulidae.
GCAAAGGUUAUAAAAGGGCCCGCGGGCCGGGAGAAUUGCCGCAGUGUUCCCGCGAGAUCGAAGAUGUUCAGUAGCACGGGUACCGGCACCGGCAGCAAGAAAAACCGGCCGUCUACCGGCUACCUGGCCCGGCCCAGGCUGGGGGCUCUUCGGUCGCUCUAUCCCAAUAGGCCGCUAUCGGCCUAUCCGCCAGACAAAAGGAAGAAACUAAAAAAAACUACAAUUCCAAAAAUGGACUUCCGUAGAAAGCCAGACUACGCUGACAACGCUUACCGCGAGGCAGUGGGACGUUUGAGGAUCCUUUUGGCAGAAAGUUACACCCCUAUAAAACGUCCCCUAAGAGAACUGGACAGUGCAGGGGAAGAGACCGAUAACCAGUCGCUAGUAAGCGUGGGCAGCAGAACUUCGCGAGCCAUGAUAAGGCCGUACUACCAUUACACUUCAAUGACACCCAGAAGAUAUCCAUAUUAUCCCACUUCCACCAAGUUCUCUUUGAACGUCAAUGAUGCAGAUAAAACCACCACGUUGGAAACACCCAAGUUUGAGAACACCUCAGCUCCUCCAGAAUUGAUGUCUUUCAUAGAAAGGCAGGAAGAUUAUAUUGAGCAGCUUGAGAAAGAAUCAAGAUUUUGCCGGGAAGAGUUGUCUUCCCUAUUGAGUAAAGUUAAAGAUGUCAUUAGCGAGAACGAGAACUUGCACGAAAAGCAAAAAUCUAAACUUAUCAAGUCGGUUUUCGAUCAUUUGGAGACAGAAACGGAAACCGAAACCGAAUCAGAACUGCACAAAACCUUGAAAUCUCCAAGGAAGUCCAAGAAAACAAGGAUAAUGGAAGGGCCAGCAAUUGUUUUUGAGUCCAGAAUCUCGGAACUAGAAGCCCAGCUUACACAAGCAAAAAUAGACUUGAAAAAAGCGCAGGAAGAAAACGAUAACUAUAAACGAAAAAUUAACGAUGGUUCCGUCCUAGACGGCAUCGGUUUUGAGAGCUACAAGAAACAAUUGGACAACAUACAAAGAGAAAAAGAAGUUCUCCAGGACACGGUGCAUAAGCUACAGAACGCUUUGGCAAAACUGCGGGAUAAAGAAAACGAUACUUGUGACCAAGUAAAGAGAAGCUUAGACGUUGCUGAGCAGGCGCAGUACGAGAAAAACUCCGCGGAGUUGGAAAUAAGGAGAUUGAAGGACGAAUUGGAUAGGCAACAUGUUAAAUUGAGAGAUGCUAUAGCCGAACAAGGAAGACGCAUUGCCGAUGAGAGAAACGCAGUAGAAAGAAGAUACACUCAACAAAUAGAACAGCUGACCGCCGAAUUGGGAGUGCAAUGGGAGUCAUCCAACAAAUUACAACUGGAACUUGACAAACAACGCAGAGAAAAUGGCGAUUUGAGACGAGAAGUGGCCCAAAAACAAGCCCUCAUAGACGAAUUAAAAAAGGACAUGCAAAACAAAAUAAUUAAUCUUCAAUCGGAUAUCGGUGUGAGUGGGGCGGAAAAAAGCGCUUUGGAGCAACAGAUUUCCACACUAAACUUGGCGAAUGAAAGAAACGAAAGGCAGGCCAAACAGGAGGCGGUCCGUUUGCAAGCCGAAAUACAGUCGUUUAGGCAAAGAUUGGACAGGGCGGAUGCUGAUUUAAUACACAGCAGAAGGGAGAAUAUUCGCUUGUCUGAACAGGUUGCUUCAUUGGAAAAAGAGAUAAAUAUGAAUGCUGCAAUGGCCGAUGAACGAAGUAAAACUCCUCGAAGUGGUGAAAUAGUAGCAUUACCACCUCCCAAAGAAGAUCGCGAAAAAGAGCUGACAUCCCUUAUACACGAUAUGGAAAACAAACAUGCGGCCACUGUUACGGAAUUAGAGGGCAUGGUGAACUCCCAAAAUCAACUCAUGGAUAAACUUUCGACAGAGUGUCACGCUCUUACAAUUAAACUAGAAGAUGCCAGCGCCAGACAUAAGGAGGAAAUACGGGAACUACAAACUAGCCUAGAUCGUUUAAACAAUAGAUUUACCCAAUCACAGUUCCCAGCGUCUAAUUUUAAAGAUGACAACUACGAUAAGAAAUACGCACCGUCCCCGCAACCAAUUCGCCCUUCAGGCCAAAUCAACCAAGAACCAGUAAAACCUAUAAAACAAUUAAGUCGCACGAAUAGCAACGCUUCAGUGAAACCGGCAAACGAACCAAUUUUGUCGAGAAAAAACAGCAGGGAACAAAACCUGCCACCGUCGAUUCAGCAACCCGAACAAGAACCCGCCAAUGAAACCCCUGCUGAACAAACAACCCCUGAAACACAGCAGCAGCACGAUCCGAAUGCGCAGUAUUCCGGACAAGAGUAUUCCGAUCAAAAUUACGACCCGAAUCAGCAGUACGACCCGAAUCAGCAGUAUGAUCCCAAUCUGCAGUACGAUCCCAACCAACAGUAUGAUGCUAAUCAGCACUAUGACCCCAACCAAGAGUAUGAUCCGAAUCAACAGUAUGAUCCGAAUCAACAGUAUGAUCCCAAUCAGCAGUAUGAUCCUAAUCAGCACUACGACCCCAAUCAAGAGUAUGAUCCAAAUCAGCAGUAUCCUCAGGAAUACGCCGGCGAUCCCAAUCAAACUUAUCCAGAGGAUCCGCAGAAUCCAGAGAAAUUUGAUGAUCAAAAGGAGACUGAGAGUACCGAGAAAUAAUCAAUGGUUGGGUUAGGAAAUAUUGUUGAUUUUUAAAUAAAUUUCUUGUUAGGGCUUGUUGAAGUUAUUUAUAAUUGAACUGACGUGCAAUAUUAUCUAAAUUUAAAAUUUAUGUAUAACCGUGUU